AUGAGGGUCAGGCCCGCAAUCGGACGGCUAUCGGAGGAUCUGCUGUCCCAGAUCCUCCACCUCGUCGGCGAAUCAGGCAGCUAUUUCCAACACGCUCUCGUCUCUAAGGAAUGGCAUCGCAUCGCUUGUCGCAUACAGGACUACAUUCACUUGCAAGAGGACCGUCGCAUGAGUCCGCGUCAACUGCUUUCCGAGCUCUCGUCGUUCCCUAGCCUCACGAGGCUCGUUCUUCCAUCCGGCAGCCUCACCUCCGUCCCGGACUUUUUCCUCAUCCGUCUCGCCGGCACGUGUCCAGAUCUGCUUCAGCUUCACAUUGAAUCAACGGAUCAGAUUCACAGACGCGGCGGUUUCACCGAGGAAGGCCUUUCCGCGCUUCUCGAGGGUUGUGCUCACCUGGAGGAGCUUCAUCUGGAUUGCCCUCUCCGUCUCACCGCCAUUCCGCCUUCCAUCGGCGGUCUUGCUUGGCUCAGGGAUCUGCAUCUCGCUGCAAGCAGCAUCACUCACCUUCCCGACAGCAUCACCUCGUUACAGUCGCUCGAAAACCUAGUGCUGCAAAUGGACUCGCUUCAAGAACUACCUCCUGUUUUCGGCAAUCUGAUAUCUCUAGAGUCGCUGCGCCUGGAGUCUUGCGGGCCUCUCACGUCACUCCCGGAAUCUAUUGGGCAACUUGCGAAUCUAGACCAUCUCUACAUCAGCGGCACCAGCAGGCUUCAGCUUCCGGCUUCUCUUUGCAAUCUCUCAUCUCUGGUGGUCCUCGAGAUUCACAAGUGCCAGGAUCUUUCACCGCUGCCCGAGAAUCUUGGUCAGCUGCAGGCGCUCGAGAUUUUACUUCUGGACGAGGUGAUGGGUCUCACUGAGCUUCCAGAGUCUCUCGGACAGCUGCAGCGGCUGCGGCUCUUGCAAUUGAUUGGCUGCUUCGGUAUCAUGUCGCUGCCCGGAUCCAUCUCUCGUGUGUCGUCCCUCACGGGUCUGAACCUGGUUGUCCCAACACUUUUAACGCUGCCCGAUGACAUCGGGCAGCUAUCGAAUCUUCAAAGCCUCAUGCUGGAUGCUCAUAGCCUUACAAGCCUUCCUGAUUCAAUCUCUCUGGCCUCUGCUCUCCGAGAACUAGCCAUUGACGGUCUCCGAAAUGUUACGUCCCUGCCCGAAGAUAUCGGGCAGCUGACAGCAAUGGAAUCCCUCCGCCUGGCCAGCCUUCCACAGCUGACUCACCUGCCCGAAUCGCUUGGAAACUUGACAAAUCUUGAUGAGCUGAAAGUGGUGAAGUGUGCGCGGUUGCAGCAGCUGCCCGAAACUUUGUCUCGGUUAACUGCCCUCGAAAAGCUGGAUCUGAGUGAUAACCGGAGGCUCACAGCUCUACCCGACGGCAUGGGAAACGGCCUACAGAACUUACGAGAAUUCCUUCUACUUCCUUGCAAGGCCCUGACUCACCUCCCUCCAUCCUUCUCCUGUCUCUCGUCACUUGAAACCCUAAGAAUCUUGAAUGCAGAGAGCUUCAGAGGGCCCCUGCCUGACGGCUUUGGCUGCUUGAAAAGCCUCAAGGAGCUCUGGCUGUGCUCCUUGCCGCACCUCUCAGCCUUCCCUUCGCCACUCCCCGGGCUCUCCCGCACACUGACCAGCAUGUUAGUGGCAAACUGCUUAGAGAUAAAGAAGCUGCCUGAGGAGAUCGGACUUCUGGAAAGGCUUGAAGAGCUCACGAUCUCGAAGUUAUACGGUGUGGAAUCGCUCCCGAAGUCGCUGUUUCAGCUGCCCGCGUUGCGGGAGCUACAUGUGCUGGGAUGCACGGGGCUUCUGUCGAAUCUGCAAGAGCUUGUGAUUUCUCAUGCUAGCAGUCUUGAGACCUUGCCAGACUCAAUAGGAAGUCUUCCCAAGCUUGCUUCUCUGCAGCUGAUUAGGCUUGAAAACCUACAGGGAGAGGAGGGAGAGGGAGGGAUGGAGGGGGCGGAGGGGUUUGCGACAGGGGAGGAAGGAGAUCAAGAUGAUGGAGAGGAGUCGGAGGAAGACGAGGAGGAAGAGGAUGAAAGUGAUGAGGAGGAUGAGUAUGACCAAGAUGAUGGUGAUGAUGACGAUGAGGAAGAGGAAACUGAAGAUAGUGCAGAGGGAGAGGGUAAUGAGAGUGGAGAGGGAGAUGAGAGUGAGGAGGGAGCUGCAUCGAACCUCCUCCUGCUGGUUGGUUGGUCUCGUGGACUGCCGGCUCGUCGUUCUGCUGUCUUUAGUACAGCCGACGUCAUGUUCCGCCAUGUGUCAGCACGACAGCGGCAGCUGGCGAGAGCCGCGUUGCUCGCCGUAUCUUCCGCCACAUCUUCCGCCGCACCGUCCACCGCUGCAUUCGGAAGCCGUAGUUUCGGGAUCGGGUCGCCGUCGCCGAUUUCCGCGUGGCAAGCGCACCUGUUGCCUCGUGUCUUCAACCUGGCAUUAUCGUCACCUCAACCAGCCGCUGUCAUGGGAAAUGCAUGCUCUACCCUCUCUCCGUCACUAUUGCGAUCACCGUCGCCUUCAGCACCACUGCUCCAGCCUGGAAUGAUUGCCUUGAGAAACCGUUCGACUCUCAUCCCAUCUUCCUCGCUUAUCUCUAGCCAUGGCCUUGCCACGUCAGCCACAUCCACACCAGCUGCUGCAGCCACGUCAGCCGCAUCCACACCAGCUGCUGCAGUCACGUCAGCCUCAUCAACAUCAGCAGCAGCAGCAGCAGCAGCAGCAGGAGGAGCAGCAGCUGGAGCAGGAGGUGCAGUGUCAACAGGGAGGGUUGGAGAUGCAGCAGCAGGAGAGCCGGGAGUGGGGAAUGGGAGGAUCCGGGUGAAGACAAAGGCACUGACGAAACAAGCAAAGCACAUCAUGAAUAUUCUGGAUGCAGAGGCCACGGGUUUGUUGCGCCAGGAGCGCAACAUGCCAGACUUCAAGCCGGGAGACGUGCUCUCCAUGAAGAUUGAGGUGCCUGAGAACAAGCGGCGCACAUCCAUAGUGAAGGGCAUCGUCAUCGCUCGCCGGAACGCCGGGAUCGGCUCCACUUUCCGGAUUCGCCGCAUGCUGGCUGGCGUGGGCGUCGAGAUGUCCUUCCCCCUGUACUCUCCCAACAUAAAGGAGAUCACUGUGAUAGGAACUCGCAAGUUCAAUCUGCAUAUGACGAAUAGACUCCAAUUGAGUUCUGUGCAAUCUGGAUGCCAGUUCAACGGUUUGCAUGCAGCCACCAGGCUUCAGCCUGCCACGCGCUCGCCACGCAAGCCAUCUCUUGUUCCCUCCCUCUCUGAGCGGCAUCUGAACUAA
Molecule: messenger RNA, 3264 nt
Organism: Closterium sp. Yama58-4
Lineage: Eukaryota; Viridiplantae; Streptophyta; Zygnematophyceae; Desmidiales; Closteriaceae
Source: the annotation of a GenBank genome assembly